This is a messenger RNA of Cygnus atratus (black swan), 612 nucleotides long. It is a transcript of the gene RGS16, whose product is annotated as regulator of G protein signaling 16. Lineage: Eukaryota; Metazoa; Chordata; Aves; Anseriformes; Anatidae. The transcript is spliced from 5 exons. Bases 1 to 612 code for a protein of 203 amino acids. The record is from RefSeq and is a predicted model, not a curated record.
AUGAGCUGCUGGAUGCCUCGGUGCCCAGCUCUCAGCAUGUGCCGAGGGGUUGCCGCGCUUCCCAUCACUUGCCUGGAAAGAGCCAAGGAACUCAAGAGCCGCCUGGGGAUCCUGCUCCACAAACCAGAGCUGGCACAACGGAUCGGGGCGGCCGGCAAGCUGCAGCUGGGCUCCAGGCAGAGAGACUCCUCACGAGAGGUGCUCGAGUGGAGGGAAUCCUUCGAUCAGCUCCUGAAGAGUAAAAACGGGGUGACCGCCUUCCACACCUUCCUCAAGACAGAGUUCAGCGAGGAGAACCUGGACUUCUGGCUGGCCUGCGAGGACUUCAAAAAGACCCGGUCGAAAACCAAGCUGGCCUCCAAGGCCAACAGGAUCUUUGAGGAGUUCGUCCAAAGCGAGGCGCCCAGGGAGGUGAACAUCGACCACGAAACCAGGGAGAUCACCAGAAAGAACCUCUCGGGGGCCACCUCCGCUUGCUUCAACGAAGCCCAGGCGAAGACCCGCACCCUGAUGGAGAAGGACUCCUACCCCCGCUUCCUCAAGUCCGCCUCCUACCAGGACAUGACCAAGCAGGCCGCCAGCCGCGGCACCAGCAAGCGCUUACACACCUGA